AUGUUUGAUUACGAUAAACUAGCGCUUGAUGUUGCAGUAUUCAGUCUAUCACCACCUGUUGAACCGCCUAAAUGGUCAGAAAGUAUUCCAAUUGAUAAUGAUUGUGGAUCAUCAUCAGGGUAUGGCUCUCCUGGACGAACUCCAUUAGCGAGUCCGCAGAAUAACGAAAUAUUGACAGGAUUAUCUCUUCCCGCUCAUAUUCAACGAGCUUUCUCAGAGAGUUCCGAUGAUUCAUUAAUUUCCAAUUAUCUUGGUGUUGGAGUCACUCCAGUCACGUCUCCCAGCCAGCCUCCAUCAACAGAUCCUUAUAAGCAACGAACUACGGAUCCAGCAGCUGCUCCUCUGGCAUUAGAGGAUGGCUUCAGUCCUGACGAAAUCGAAAGCUUCGAAGAACUUUUGUGUUCACCAAAAAAGCAACCUCCAACCAAAUACCAAUGUCACAUCUGUUAUCGUACCGGACAUUACAUAUCAGACUGCCCCAUGAGAUUCAAUACUCCUUAUGACGAAUUAACACCUUAUCAAGGACGCAAGAAAUGCUACGGAGAGUUCCAGUGUCAACAAUGCAAAAGAAAGUGGACGAGUCAGAAUUCUGUUGCAAAUGAAGCUCAAUCCUGCAUAAAAUGUCACAUUUCUGUCUUUCCUCACAAACAGUUACCUGUUGAGAAAGCUGUCACAUUAGGUUUAAUCAAAUCUCAACAUGCGAUUCCAUCGAAGAUAGCUCCUAUCGGACAUGGACGUCCUCCAAACACCAAAAUUCACACAUCGCAUAGUUCAUCAAGUUCUUCUUCAUCCACCUCUUCAGUAUAA
Auanema sp. JU1783 is the source of this 807-nucleotide messenger RNA. The record is from the annotation of a GenBank genome assembly. NCBI's taxonomy places the organism in Eukaryota, Metazoa, Nematoda, Chromadorea, Rhabditida, Rhabditidae.